AUGAAUUUUGAAUUUGAGAGGGAGAUCGGGUUUAUAAAUAGCCAGCCUUCGCUCGCAGAGUGCCUGACGUCUCUUCCCGCUGUCCUGGAGACAUUUCAAACUUCAUCAAUCAAGGACUCGACAUUAAUUCCUCCUCCUUUUGAGCAAACCGUCCUCAGCCUGAAUCCUUGUUCCAGCAGCCAGGCAAGACCGAGGAGCCAAAAAAGAGCAUCCCAUGGCCUGCUCCAGCUCCGUCCCCAGCCCGCGGCACAGCCCGGCCCCGCGGCAGCGGAAUUCCCCUGGAUGAAGGAGAAGAAAUCGUCCAAGAAAGCUACCCAGGCUCCAUCCUCAUCUGCCUCCUCUUCCCCCCCAUCAUCUUCCUUGGUGCCGGUUCCUGCCGCAGGAUCUCCUGCAGACACCCAGGGGCUGGCGGACACCGGCGGCUCCAGGAGGCUCCGGACCGCGUACACCAACACGCAGCUGCUGGAGCUGGAGAAGGAAUUUCACUUCAACAAAUACCUCUGCAGGCCUCGGCGGGGGGGGAUCGCGGGGCUUUCCCCCAGCCUCCAGGGCUCCCUGGAGAGCCCCGUCCACUUCUCCGAGGAAGACCUGGACUUUUUUACCAGCGCACUUUGUACCAUAGAUCUGCAGCAUUUACAUUUCCCAUAG
This is a messenger RNA of Egretta garzetta (little egret), 648 nucleotides long. RefSeq names its product homeobox B2 (gene HOXB2). Gene Ontology annotation, biological process: regulation of DNA-templated transcription. The record is from RefSeq and is a predicted model, not a curated record. Bases 1 to 648 code for a protein of 215 amino acids. NCBI's taxonomy places the organism in Eukaryota, Metazoa, Chordata, Aves, Pelecaniformes, Ardeidae. The transcript has 3 exons. Gene Ontology annotation, molecular function: DNA binding; DNA-binding transcription factor activity.